UUUGCUCAUCCUCCAGGAGAGAGGAGAAAGUCCAACGUCAGCCUCUCGAGUUCAAACCUGUCUGGACAAAAAAAAAAAAAAACGCUGUCUUGCAAAGAAAGAUUUAAAGGACAGGGCAUGACUUAGUCUAAAUGUUAAACUGCCAGGGUAGGAGUUAGCAGUUCAGCUGUGGUGGAUUGUGUCUAUCAGGCCCUGUUGGUGGAUGUGUGUGAGGCUGGAUGUGAGAGGAUGAGUGUGUUCCUGCUGAUCCUAUGUGUGGCUCUGCUGCAGCAGGAAGGUGGAGCCCGGCCGGAGCCUCCAGGCUGCAGCAGCCCCGAGGCCGUGCGAGUGGCAGAAGAAACUCUGGAGCAGAUCAACCAGGACGGGACACACGGAUACGUCCUGUCAUUCAACAGACUGUACGACGUCUCUCACAGCACGGACACGAACGAUGGGUCCCUCUACAGACUGACCGUGGACGUCUUGGAGACCAAAUGCCACAUCACCAGCAGGAAGCCAUGGAAACAGUGUGAAGUCAGAGAUGUUUCUGACGUUCCAGUUUACGGAGAGUGUGAGGUCUCCGCCUCCUUUGACACUCAAGUCAAACUUCAGAGCUACUCCUGUGUUCUUCGUGAAGUCUCCGCUCUUUCGGUGAUGAACACGUGUCCAGACUGUCCCACCGCUAACGACAUGAGCGAUCCCAUCGUUAUGGAAACGGCCAAACUCUCGCUGCAGAGGUUCAACAAGGAGAGUGGUCUGGGGAACGUCUUUGCUCUGGGGAACAUCACAAAAGCCAGUUUCCAGUGGGUGGUUGCUCCGUCGUACUUCGUGGAGUUCACCAUCGUGGAGACGGUGUGUUCAAAGAAGACUGAGGCCAGUGAGCUGAGCAGCUGUUUGCCUAUGGACUGCCAGUUUGCUCACCGAGGUUUCUGUUCCGGUUCACACAUGAGCAGUGAGGACGAGGACGAGUUUGACUUCCAGCCACUCGUUCGAAAAAGAAUCAACUCGAGGAACGCAGUGGAAGUAAAGUGUGAGAUCUACGAACCUCAGGCCGCUGCUGUGGAGGAGCAGCUCCAUGCACGAGCUGACAGUAAACACACCGGGCUCCAGCUUCACAACCACACACACCUGCACCCCCACGAGCACGAGCACGCCGUCACACCCGGCCCUGACGCCACUGUCUCCAAACCACGGGGCUCCCUGGGGACUGUGGUGAUGAAACCUGCUGCUCCCAGAUCUGCCCCGGCUGCCAGCUCCUGCCCCGGCCCCCGAAGCCACGAUCUGGACAUAUUCAGGGUCAAACUCUGACCGCCUGCGUCUACUUCCUGCAUGUUGUUGUAUAGAUGAGACACGAGAUUGUAAAAUGAAAGAAAAUGUUGAGUUUUACCAACGAUAAUCCUUGUUAAUAAUCAGAUUACAUUAACUGUUUGAUUAAAGCAUUUAUAAAGCUGGAA
This is a messenger RNA of Limanda limanda (common dab), 1433 nucleotides long. RefSeq lists its product as uncharacterized. The record is from RefSeq and is a predicted model, not a curated record. The transcript is spliced from 7 exons. Gene Ontology annotation, biological process: negative regulation of endopeptidase activity. Lineage: Eukaryota; Metazoa; Chordata; Actinopteri; Pleuronectiformes; Pleuronectidae. Gene Ontology annotation, molecular function: cysteine-type endopeptidase inhibitor activity. Gene Ontology annotation, cellular component: extracellular region. Bases 229 to 1287 code for a protein of 352 amino acids.